AUGGCCGAACGGAAAGUGCUGAACAAGUACAUCCCCCCGGAUUUCGAUCCGGACAAAUUAGCGGAAAGCAAAAAAUUGAUGAGAAAAAUAGAAAAGAAAAAGAACAAGAGCAAUAAGUAUAACAGGAAGAAGAAGCAUUUUUUAAACAUCCGAAUGAUGUACCCCUUCACACUGAAGUGCAACAAAUGCAAAAGCUUCACAUACGUUGGAACGAAAUUCAAUUCCAGAGUUGAAAAAUUAAGAGACGAAAGUUACCUGAACAUCCCAAUUUGGCAAUUUUAUGGAAAAUGCUUUGAGUGUAAAAAUGAAAUUAUUUUCAAAACGGAUCCAAAAAAUGGAGACUACAUUUUAAUAGCUGGAGGAAUAAGAACAUAUGAUGCACACAAGGAGCAAGAAAUUGCCGAUGAUUAUUAUCGAGAGAAUAAUCUCAUCAAGGAGGAAGAUAAAGUGAAGAACAAAGAAAAGGAGUCCUACAAUGCUCUGCUAGAAUUAAAAACAAAUGAACAAUUGGAGGAAUUGCAAAAUAUGAACAGAAGACACAUAGACAAAUUUAACAGCAUCAAUAAGGCGCUAGAUAAAUUGUACGAAAAGAGCGAAAUGAAAAAUAAUAAAAAUAAUUUUUUCAUGAGCAAUUUAGAUUCGGAAGAUGAAAUGGCGUUUUUCACUUUGCUUCGAAAAAGUAGGGCGGCUGCAGAUCAGCCGGGGGGCGCGCCAACAGGGUCGAUAUCACGCGAGGACGACGUCAUCAUAGAGGAGGAGGUGUUAGAAGAGGAAGCAAGCUCACAUAACAGUGACUCCCAGAACGGCGACUCACAUAAGAGCGACGAGCAUAACAGCAACUGUGACAAGAGCGACACAGAUGACGCACUGCAAAAGAGCCCCCUACGUAAAACGAAAGAAAUCUCGGAGGGAUUCAAAAAAAGGCAUAUUCAUAGUGACGAAGCGGCAAAAGCAGGCAUGGAAGGAGCGAUCAAGGUUCGGAGAACAAACCAAGUGAGUACUGAUGACGUGCAGGAAACGGAAGGGUCCAUGACCAAACCCAGAAUCAGCAUUUUCAAAAACCGCCUAUCAGCUGUAGGCACCGAACAAAGUGCGAAAAGGAACAAUUUUGAAAAGAGUUACAACUUUGUCAUUAAAAAGAAGGAGGACCUUUCGAGCAUUCUUAAUGAGUACAAUUCGGAUAGCGAUGGCAACUCCGAUGGCGCAAGUAGUUAA
This is a messenger RNA of Plasmodium coatneyi, 1215 nucleotides long. RefSeq lists its product as uncharacterized. Lineage: Eukaryota; Apicomplexa; Aconoidasida; Haemosporida; Plasmodiidae. The record is from RefSeq and is a predicted model, not a curated record. Gene Ontology annotation, cellular component: U2-type catalytic step 1 spliceosome. Gene Ontology annotation, biological process: mRNA splicing, via spliceosome. The transcript has a single exon. Bases 1 to 1215 code for a protein of 404 amino acids.